Messenger RNA from Bombina bombina (fire-bellied toad), 4198 nucleotides. It is a transcript of the gene MEGF11, whose product is annotated as multiple EGF like domains 11. The record is from RefSeq and is a predicted model, not a curated record. Gene Ontology annotation, cellular component: membrane. Gene Ontology annotation, molecular function: protein binding. Lineage: Eukaryota; Metazoa; Chordata; Amphibia; Anura; Bombinatoridae.
AUGAAGCUGUGUGCCGCUCUGAGAUGGACAGUCAAGCUGCUGGUUUUCUACCUUGUGUUGGGAACGGCUGUGCUGUUAAACCCAGAAGAUCCUAAUGUCUGUAGCCACUGGGAAAGUUAUGCUGUGACAGUGCAGGAGUCCUAUGCUCAUCCUUUUGACCAGAUCUAUUACACGCGCUGCACAGACAUCCUGAAUUGGUUCAAAUGCACAAGGCACAGGAUAAGUUACAAGACAGCCUACCGUCGAGGUUUGAGGACCAUGUAUCGCCGGAGGUCACAGUGCUGCCCGGGAUACUAUGAGAGUGGAGACUUCUGUGUCCCACUCUGCACAGAGGAAUGUGUACAUGGCCGGUGCGUGUCGCCUGACACCUGUCACUGUGAACCUGGCUGGGGAGGUGCAGACUGCUCGAGUGGGUGUGACAGUGAGCACUGGGGCCCACACUGCAGUAACCGCUGCCAGUGUCAGAAUGAGGCACUGUGUAAUCCUAUCACAGGUGCCUGUGUUUGCUCAGAGGGGUACAGAGGCUGGCGCUGUGAAGAUUGGUGUGACCCAGGCACCUACGGCAAAGCCUGUCAGCUGAGAUGCCAGUGCAAGAACGGAGCAACUUGUAACCAUAGGACAGGGGAGUGUCAUUGUGCCCCCGGAUACACCGGAGCCUUCUGUGAAGAGCUAUGUCCACCUGGAAGUCAUGGGGCCUUGUGUGAGCUGCGCUGUCCGUGCCAGAAUGGUGGUGUUUGUCACCAUGUGACUGGGGAAUGCUCAUGUCCAGCAGGUUGGACGGGCUCUGUGUGUGCUCAGCCAUGCCCAUCUGGAAGAUUUGGGGUUAACUGCAGCCAGGAGUGCCAGUGUCAUAAUGGUGGGCAGUGUGAUCCUGUUACUGGAAGGUGUCAGUGUGCAGCUGGAUACACCGGGGAGAGAUGCCAAGAAGAGUGCCCUGUGGGUACCUAUGGUUUCCAGUGUGCAGAGAGAUGUGACUGUCAGAAUGGGGCAAAGUGUUACCACAUCAAUGGGGCAUGCCUGUGUGAGCCUGGAUUUAAGGGCAUUCUCUGCGAAGAUCGCGUCUGUCCUGAGGGUCUGUAUGGCCUCAAGUGCAACAAGAACUGCCCAUGUAACAUGACCAAUACCCGUGGCUGCCACCCUCUGUCUGGGGAGUGCACCUGCAGGGCUGGCUGGAGCGGCCUGUACUGUGAGGAACCCCUAGCCGUCGGAUUCUAUGGAGAAGGUUGUGAACUGCUGUGUUACUGUCACAAUGGGGCUGACUGUGACAGUAUGACAGGAAGAUGCCUCUGUGCGCCUGGGUUCGUCGGACACGACUGUUCUGCUCUGUGCGCACCAGGAACGUUUGGGCCUCACUGCUUGUCACUGUGCAGCUGUAAGAAUGGUGCUGCCUGCUCCCCAGUGGAUGGUUCCUGUGUGUGCAGAGAAGGUUGGCAGGGGAUAGACUGCUCUAUUCCUUGCUCUAGUGGCACUUGGGGACUAAACUGUAACCAAACCUGUCACUGUCUGAAUGAUGCAUCUUGCGAUCCAGUAGAUGGUAGUUGUUCGUGUGCUCCAGGCUGGAUGGGGGACAUCUGUGACCAGCCGUGCCCGGAUGGACUGUAUGGUUUGGACUGUUUGGAACAUUGUGACUGCAGUCAUGCGGAGGGUUGUGACCCAGUCACCGGCCACUGCCAUUGCCUGGCAGGGUGGACAGGUAUUUAUUGUGACAACAUUUGUGUACAGGGACGAUGGGGACCCAACUGUUCCAUGACCUGUCACUGUGAGAAUGGUGGCUCCUGCAAUCCUGAGGAUGGGACCUGUGAGUGUGCCCCUGGAUAUAGAGGAGCCCUGUGCCAAAGAAUUUGUUCACCAGGAUUCUACGGUCAUCAAUGCAGCCAGAAUUGCCCCCAAUGUGUUCACUGCAAUGGGCCUUGCCACCAUGUCACUGGACUCUGUGACUGCCUACCUGGAUUUUUUGGACCACUAUGUAAUCAAGUUUGUUCCAGUGGAAGAUAUGGAAGGGGCUGCACAGAGAUCUGUACCUGCAGUAACAAUGCAACCUGCAACCCUAUUGAUGGUUCAUGUCAGUGCUUCCCUGGCUGGAUUGGCAGUGACUGUUCUGACGAGUGUCCUUCGGGUCUUUGGGGCCCAGACUGUAUCCAUACGUGUAACUGCCAUAAUGAUGCGGAGUGCAGUGCGUACGAUGGAGAAUGUAAAUGCACAGCUGGGUGGACAGGUCUUUACUGUACACAGAGGUGCCCAACAGCUUUCUAUGGAAAAGACUGUGCCAAUGUCUGCCACUGCCACAAUGGUGCUGACUGUGACCAUAUCACUGGGCAGUGCACAUGUAGGACAGGAUUCACUGGAAAACACUGCGAGCAAAAGUGCCCCCCAGGGACAUUCGGAUACGGCUGCCGUCAGCUCUGUGAGUGUUUGAACAAUGCCACCUGUGAUCAUGUAACUGGAACCUGCUACUGCAACCCUGGAUUCAAGGGCAUACGCUGUGACCAGGCUGCCUUGAUGAUGGAGGAACUAAAUCCCUACACCAAGAUUAGCCCAGCACACGGCUCCGAGAGGCACUCAGCUGGCGCAAUCAUUGGUGUUAUUGUACUGCUACUGAUUAUCAUGACACUGCUAGGACUCUUUUUAUGGUAUCGCCAGAGACAGAAAGACAAGGACCAUGAUAUGCCCAAUGUUUCCUAUACCCCAGCCAUGCGAAUUUCCAGCACAGACUACUCCCUCUCAGGUGCUUGUGAAACAGACAGACGUCAAAACACUUACAUUAUGGAAAAUGGCUUCAAAGAUUGUUUGAAAGAGUCAGGGUGCGGUUCCAGCACCUGCUCACUGAGCAGCAGUGAGAACCCUUAUGCCACCAUUACAGAGCCCACUGUGCUGUCCUACAAACACUCAGAGAGCAGCUACGUGGAAAUGACAUCACCUGUCCAUACAGAUGCCCCAUAUUCAGAUAUACCACCCUCAUCUAAAGCUAACAAAAAUGUUUAUGAUUUGGAGCCGACUCUCAGCUUGCUACAGGAAGCCCAGCAUCAGAUACCCAACUACAUGCAGAACCCAUAUGACCUUCCCCGGAACAGCCACAUACCUAGCCACUAUGACCUGCUCCCAGUGCGCCUCAGUCCCUCGCAUGGAACCUUCUGGGACAAGCAAAUGGAAAAGCAAUCGUAAAGGAAAUACAAAGAUGAAGAACAUACUCAUUCUGCAAUAUGCCCAUUUUAUGGGGUUGGGCGCAUGCAUGAUGUCAUUAGGAGACUUUUUUUUACGAAUAGGAUGUAUCUAUGGGGAAUUUGACUGUGUACUUGUGUAGAUAUACACUGUAUAUGAACUAUCCAUCAGCUGCUGCUGACCCACCCUAUAGUAUAUAUGUGACAGAGAUGAUAUCAUAUAGAGGAGUAACGUCCUGGUACCAUCAAAGAUGUCCCGUUAAGAGCAUUGCCAAACCAGGAUCCUCCAACUUAUAAUUACAUACAAUCACAGACACUGCGUGUAAAUACAUGUACAUAAAACAAAGAGAAAGAAGCCGUCACCAAGAAACUGUUUAAGACAGUUCACCUCCUAGGACCAUAACUCAAGUCACAAAGGCUGCAAGAUGAGGAGUUUGUCCAGAUGGAAAGUCCCAAGAACUUAAAACCUUGUUCUGUUCUGUUAUGCUUUUAAAAUAAACCAAUUCAAUGAUGUCAGUGAUGUAUUAUCAUAAAGAAUCCUGCUGAUUAACAGAUAAACUGCAAAGCAGAUGCAAGGAGUAAAUGACAAAUGUGUCUGCUGGCUUAGACCUUCUAAAGCAGGAAGACGUGAAGGUGCUAUCAAUGUCUGCAGUCUCAUGAGGGCGAGUAAAGCAAUUGUAGUCUGAUUGCUCUAGUGCCAAAGUUCUCCCAAAAUUAUAGCGUGCAUCAUUAGUAAAAUCAUGUCAGGCUUGUUUUCUUACCAUGGUAUUAAAAACAUUUCAUCUUUGGCUGUAUUUUUUUCUAUUAGUUUCAUGCAAAGACUAAAUCUGACCAAGAAUGUGUUCCUACUAUGCUAGAGAAAUGUAAAAUGUGUUUUUCUUCCUGUAGCAUAACCUUUUGUGUAUGUAUUUAGCAAGCGUGCAUCCACUCUUCAUUGUGAACAAAAUACAUGAAUUUACUGGAGCAUUACACGUGUGUGAUGUAGUAAGAAAACAUGACACAUACACAAUUCUUCUCUCCAAGUUACAGUUUUAAAAAAC